AUGAGUCAAUUGCAUAGUAGCAUAUUAAGCAAGAGAAAAUGUGAGGAAAUUGAAAAGGCUGAAAUUCAAUACAAACGAAUUUGUCAUGUAGCUCCUGUUCAGCCCUAUGAAGAAGAUAGAAUGCAAGAAGUAUCAGAACCUUUACCUUCCACAAGCAACAAUGAAAUUUACCCAUCAACUAUCAAUAAUCUGGCAGCUGAAGAAAGUGAAGAUCCUGAAACAAUUAACGAUGAUAUAGUCGAUGAUCCUGAAGAUUACUGGUCUCGCGUAAUUGAGAAUUGGAUUGAUAUGUUAGAUGCUGAGAAUCAUGUAGAUAAUGAGGAAAUCAUGGAUAAUGAAACGCUUGAAUUUGAGUUUGGUGGACGCAUUAUCCAUCCAGCGGAGGAUCUAUCAGCAAAGUGA
This is a messenger RNA of Scutellospora calospora, 402 nucleotides long. Lineage: Eukaryota; Fungi; Glomeromycota; Glomeromycetes; Diversisporales; Gigasporaceae. The record is from the annotation of a GenBank genome assembly.